Messenger RNA from Syzygium oleosum, 1032 nucleotides. RefSeq lists its product as uncharacterized. The transcript has a single exon. Gene Ontology annotation, biological process: root development; shoot system development. Bases 43 to 987 code for a protein of 314 amino acids. Lineage: Eukaryota; Viridiplantae; Streptophyta; Magnoliopsida; Myrtales; Myrtaceae. The record is from RefSeq and is a predicted model, not a curated record.
CAUUUGAUUAAUGCAACUUGAGCUGACAAUUUUUAGUGCAUCAUGAAAAAAUCAGGAAUGGCCACUUUCUCGCCCGUAGCUAAGUGCCGGUACAAGAAUCGUUCCAUAAGCUUGCCUGCUCAGUCGCAUCCAAGUGCAGGAAAAAUCGAGGAAGAGCUCGACAAGCUCAGGUCUUGGCAGGAGGCACCACUGUCGUGCUCCAAUAAGGCGGAGGACUUGCUCCGACGCCUACUUGGGCUCGGCGAGCUGUACACGUGCAUCGCAGAUUUCCUCUAUUUGCCAUCCACCAGGAGAGCUCUAGGACAAAGCCGGCACGAAAUGUGGCUCGACGGGUUGCUCCAGAGCUCCAUAAACUACCUAGACGUGUGCGGCAGGAUCCAGGAUGCGAUCUCAUCGUUGAAAGGAAGUGUUCGAGAGCUUCAGUCUGUCCUCAGAAGAAGCAAAGUCAGAAUUCUCGACUUUGAGAACGACCUCCAUGCAUAUGUUUCCUUCAGGAAAGGGAUGAGGAAGGAAAUCGCAAGAUCUCAAGCAAUGCUCAAGCAACAGGAGCACAACAUGCUCGAGGCAUUCACUCCCUCACUCCUUGAUGAUAACCUUUGCGCGGUAACAAGUGUACUAAGAGAGGCGAGUGCCGUUGCCGACUCCGUCUUCCGUGCGCUCCUGUUGUUCCUAUCACCAUCGGUCUCGAAACCGAAGCUGAGUAGAUGGCCGUCGAUUUCGAGGUCGGUGCUCAAACGGGUGAUGGCUUGCGACGACGACCGUCGGGAGAGCACGGAACCAACUGAGCUAGAGAGUGUGGACAUGGAACUUACCAAAUUGCUGGAGUCCACUUCAGGCAAGCACAUGGAUAGCGAGAGGAUCGAGUCAGCAAACUUGAAGUUACAGGCUUUGAGUGACUGCGUCGAAGGCCUUGAAAGCGGAUUGGAGCGCUUGUUCAGGCACCUAAUCCACACAAGAGUGUGUCUCCUGAAUUUGUUUUCCGGUUAAAAAGUCCUACCAAUUUAUAUUCCUGUGUUCUUGUUCAUGUAUAGU